This is a messenger RNA of Psammomys obesus (fat sand rat), 1098 nucleotides long. RefSeq names its product protein XRP2-like. The coding region runs from base 1 to 1098 and encodes 365 amino acids. The transcript has a single exon. The record is from RefSeq and is a predicted model, not a curated record. Gene Ontology annotation, molecular function: GTPase activator activity. Gene Ontology annotation, biological process: post-Golgi vesicle-mediated transport. Gene Ontology annotation, cellular component: periciliary membrane compartment; cilium. Lineage: Eukaryota; Metazoa; Chordata; Mammalia; Rodentia; Muridae.
AUGGGCUGCUGCUUCUCUAAGAAGCGGGAGAGUGAGGAGUCUCUGGCCGAGGGAGAAGAGGAACAGCCCAAGCUCUACAGCUGGGACCAGCGGGAGAAGGUUGACCCGAAGGAUUACACGUUCAGCGGGCUGAAGGGUGAAACAGUAGGUCGCUUACCUGGAAAAGUGGAAGGACAACAAUUUGUCAUCCAGGACUGUGAGAACUGUAAUAUCUAUAUUUUGGAUCACUCGGCUACUGUUUCCAUUGACGACUGCACUAACUGCGUAGUUUUUUUGGGACCAGUGAAAGGCAGCGUGUUCUUCCGAAAUUGUAGAGAUUGUAAGUGCACGCUGGCCUGCCAGCAGUUUCGAGUGAGGGACUGUAGAAAGCUGGAAGUCUUUCUGUGCUGUGCCACUCAGCCCAUUAUUGAGUCUUCUACAAACAUCAAGUUUGGCUGUUUUCAGUGGUACUACCCUGAGUUAGCAGCCCAGUUCAAAGACGCAGGGCUUAGCAUCUUCAAUAACAUAUGGAGUCACGUUUAUGAUUUCACGCCUGUGUCAGGAGAGCUCAACUGGAGCUUCCUUCCGGAAAACGCCAUGGUUCAAGACUACGUUCCUGUCCCAGCUACUGAAGAAUUCAAAGCUGUGCGAGUCUCCACAGAAGCCAGUAGAAGCACUGUCCCCAUAUCCCGGGGCCAGAGACAGAAGAACAGUGACGAGUCGUGUCUCGUCGUGUUGUUUGCUGAUGAUCACGCGACUGCAAAUGCGAGGAAACUAAUUGACGAGAUGGUUGCUAGAGGCUUUUUCCUAGUGCAGACAAAGGAAGUAUCAAUGAAAGCUGAAGAUGCGCAAAGGGUUUUCAGGGAAAAGGCAUCUGACUGUGAGCUUCUUCUGAACAAAGGGCCCGUGAUUGCCUUGGAAUUUAACGGAGAUGGUGCUGUAGAAGGAUGUCACCUUAUCGUAAAUGAGAUGUUCACCGAGACAAAGAUGUUUGUGUCGGAAAAGAAGGAGACAGCUUCUGGAGAUGUUGACAGCUUCUAUAACUUUGCGGAGAUACAGAUGGGGUAUGAAGCAGAUCGUGGUGUUGAGCCCUUCCCAACCUUUAGAGAAAGAGUGUGA